GUUCGAUUGAUGGUUCGAUUUUCAGAAUCUUGCCAACAGCGCCUCUCAACCCUCGAAAGCCCCAAUCCUCAUUUUCAAUUCCACUCUGCUGAAGUGCUGAGCCCAGACCUCCUCGGCAUUCUCCUCCGCCAUCCGCCGGAUAGCAGCUGCCGCCGAGACGCCAUACCAGCGGUCGCUUCCUCCCCUUUUCCCUUCCUCAUAGCCGCCGUUGGCCACGCAGCAGCAGCAGCUCGGAGCAGCAUCCGCCGUGUCGUCGGGCCUCAAUGAUGUCCUCAGUGCAGUGUGAAACAGUCAACUUUGCCCUGCACUCUGCCACUCUCUGUCUGCAUCAUCAAGAAUGGAGCAUCUGCGCUCUGCCUCAGGCAUUUUGAUAACAGUGCAUUUCAAUUCGGUUUGGGUGGUCGCGGAACCUCCUAAUAAAUUAUUUAAGCUUUCUAUAGAAAGAAAAAGGGGAACCUCCUAAUGAUUUUUUCCCACUCCAAUAGCUAAAUUGGUUUGAUUUGGAAGGAACAAUGAUCAGAGUUUUUGACAACAGGAAAAAACCAUUAUCCAAAUGGGUAUUGUUUGCCAAAUUGUACUGUACAAGUGAACCAGUUCAAGAGGUUACAGAUGCAACUAGAAUGGUAUGCAAGACUAUGAUGUCAUGUCCUCCAAUGGCACUGGACACUGCUCUUAAUCAAACUGGUGUUAGAGUUUCACCGGAUUUGGUCCAGAGUGUCCUCAAGAGUUUUGAGAAUGCCGGUAUGUUGUCAUUCCGGUUCUUCGAGUGGGCCGAGAAGCAGAGAAAUUACACACACAACGUCAAGGCAUAUCACUCAAUGAUUGAGUCUUUGGCCAAAAUAAGGCAAUACCAGAUCAUGUGGGAUCUUGUCAAUGCUAUGAGGAAAAAGGGGAUGUUGAAUAUUGAGACUUUCUGUAUCAUCAUGCGAAAGUAUGCCCGAGCUCAGAAGGUAGAUGAGGCCAUUUAUACGUUUAAUGUCAUGGAAAAAUAUGACAUAUCUCCAAAUCUUGCUGCAUUUAACGGUUUACUAAGUGCAUUGUGCAAGUCCAAGAAUGUGAGAAAGGCUCAGGAGAUCUUUGACUCUAUGAAGGAUCGCUUUGUCCCGGACUCAAAAACUUAUAGCAUAUUGCUUGAUGGAUGGGGAAGGGCCCCGAGUCUUCCGAAAGCAAGAGAGGUUUUUAGAGAGAUGGUUUGCAUGGGAUGUGAUCCGGAUAUUGUCACAUAUGGAAUAAUGGUUGACAUUCUUUGCAAAGCCGGAAGAGUUGAUGAAGCUGUAGAGGUAGUAAAGGAAAUGGAUGCUAACAAUUGCGGGGCAACUCCUUUUAUUUAUAGUGUCCUGGUCCACACAUAUGGGGUGGAAAAUCGAAUUGAAGAUGCUAUCAACACAUUCAUAGAGAUGGAAAGCAAGGGAAUCAAGCCAGAUGUUGUGGUGUAUAAUGCAUUGAUUGGUGCUUUCUGUAAAGCAAACAAAUUCAAAAAUGUUCAUCGAGUUUUGCAAGAGAUGGAAUCCAAUGGUGUUGAUCCUAAUUCAAGGACCUGCAAUGUUAUCAUAAGCGGUUUGAUAAGCCAGGGAGAGACUGAUAGAGCUUUUAGGGUCUUCCGCCGGAUGGUUAAGUCUUGUGAACCGGAUGCUGAUACCUAUACAAUGUUGAUAAAAAUGUUUUGCGAGAGAAAUGAACUAGAGAUGGCUAUGAAAAUAUGGAAGUAUAUGAAGUCAAAACGGUUUGUCCCAAGUUUGCACACCUAUUCAGUCCUCAUCAAUGGGUUGUGCCAAAAGGGCAAUGCUAUGAAAGCAUGUGUUUUGAUGGAAGAGAUGAUAGAAAAUGGAAUUCGACCAUCUGGUUCAACAUUUGCCAAGUUAAGACAGUUACUUAUAAAGGAAGGGCGAGAGGAUGUGCUAAAAUUUCUUCAUGAGAAAGUUGAUCUUCUUGUUAAGGAGCCUUUAUUUGAUUAGGCUUUAGCUAAUCUUACAUACUUUACAUUGUAGUGAGCCUUUAUUUAAUCAAUGUAGCUUAUAAAGUUAUAAACUUGUAACUAUCAUUGCCGGUAAAUAAGUAAAGGGCCUUAGAGCUUUA
This is a messenger RNA of Arachis stenosperma, 2076 nucleotides long. Its product is annotated as pentatricopeptide repeat-containing protein At1g77360, mitochondrial-like. The transcript has 3 exons. Lineage: Eukaryota; Viridiplantae; Streptophyta; Magnoliopsida; Fabales; Fabaceae. The coding region runs from base 513 to 1955 and encodes 480 amino acids. Gene Ontology annotation, cellular component: chloroplast. Gene Ontology annotation, molecular function: protein binding. The record is from RefSeq and is a predicted model, not a curated record.